Messenger RNA from Nasonia vitripennis (jewel wasp), 4684 nucleotides. RefSeq names its product LIM/homeobox protein Lhx9. Gene Ontology annotation, molecular function: RNA polymerase II transcription regulatory region sequence-specific DNA binding; DNA-binding transcription factor activity, RNA polymerase II-specific. The record is from RefSeq and is a predicted model, not a curated record. Lineage: Eukaryota; Metazoa; Arthropoda; Insecta; Hymenoptera; Pteromalidae. Bases 2135 to 3355 code for a protein of 406 amino acids. Gene Ontology annotation, cellular component: nucleus. Gene Ontology annotation, biological process: neuron differentiation; regulation of transcription by RNA polymerase II. The transcript is spliced from 7 exons.
CGCUGUCUCUUUUUGCCGGGCGUCCCCGUCAUCGGCGUCGAGAGAGGAGAGACGUCUCGUCAAAUUUUGAUGGAAGGCCCCUGGUGGGGGAUAGAUGAGAUGCGUCUGUGGAGCUGAACAAAGUCGUUAUCUUCACAUGUGUUUUCCCGAAGACUCGCGAGAAAACGGAGCCAAAAAGCAGCACCGAGAACCCGGUCGCCAUAAAUUUCCCACAGCGCACUCGGUAUCACCGCAAAAAAGAAGCAACUCCAACCCACCUUGCAAAAAAAACUCUACUCGAUAACCACGGGAAAAAAACCACACCGACCGCUCGCGAAUUGUUCGAGCGGCUUUCCAGCACUCACUACGUAUGUGCACAUGUACACACACACACUCGAGUCCCAGCGGCACACACAUAUAUGCAUGUGUAUACAUGUAGAAAGAGAUCGGAUUAACGUGUGCGCGCCGGCGUCGAGUGCAUCGCGUGCGCCCGAGGAAUUACAUUAUAUCAUUUCCGAUGCACGAGUGCUCGCGCGCGCGCCAUUACACGUAUCAUUUAUUUACUCGUUAAGGACCCCAAGGCGACGCGACGUUUAUCUAUUAUUGGAGAUAAUGGCUCAGCGAGAGGAGAGGCAAAAAUCGGAGAGCGAUUUUGCGUACGAAGAGCGAGUAGUCUGCUGCAGGAGCUUGAUAAGAUUGCUUGGGGUUUACGAUUUUUCUGUGCUGUUAUACGUUAGUGGUUAUUAUAUCCCUUUUCCACGCAUCAAUAGACGUGCAUGUAUAGAUUUUAAUUUAAGGUCUCGUGAAAUUUCUUGAUUAUCGACGCUUUAAAAAAAUAUAUUCUGUUGAACUAUGUCGAGAACGGCCCAAGCGCAACAAUUGGUAGUUUUGGCAUGUUGUAUUACAAAAUAAUACAUAUGACCUUGGCUCGCAGAUUUGAAUGAGGGAAAUAAGAAAACGUCUUUGCACCACCUAUCUUCAUUGUUCAGGGAAACAAAGAGUUUAAGCAUAGUGGGGAUGGGCCAGCCCAAAACUGCUUUGCUUUGAUGUAUUGCGAUCCAGAGGUAUUAGGCAUGAAUCAUACACCCCAAAAGAAAUAUACCCCAACUUAUAUCACUUUUCACAUUUUUUUUUAGAAAUUUAUAAAUUUGUUGAGAUCGAACUCGAAAUCGAAAAGAAAGAUAAAAUAUUAUACCGUGUCUUUCGUAGAGUAGCAGAUCUCGUUAAUGCCACACCGCAGUUCACCCCAUACUACUGAUUUCGAAAAUUAUUGAAGAAUAAAUUUUCGAAAAUCAAUAAUCAUCUUCAACAGCAGCACCCCUGAUUCGUAUAUAAACUAAGAAAAAAACCAAUAACUCAACAAUCAUCGCAACCCCUCGAUAAGCCAAAAAAAAGCAAAACCACCCGCUCGCAAAAAAUGGUGGAGCCUCUAGACAACCACUGCUGCUACUACUCCCACGCAUUAUGCACACAUACUUACACACACAGUGGCGCCUGCGUAGAAGCACAGCGUAGCAUCGCGCAGACGCCAGGCGCCGCGACGCCUCUCCACCCCCUCGAGACCCCACCCCUUCCCAGACGAGAGCUGCUGGGCGACUUGUCUCUCUCUCUCUUUCUCUCUCCUUCGCGCCCCCGACAAUAAAGGCUCUCCCUCCAAGAGAGCGAGAGAGAGAGAGAGAACUCGCGCACGGCGCUGCUAUACUCUCGGCAUAGCAGCCUCUUCUCUUCUCUCUUAGCCGCUGCUCGGCUCGGCUCGCUUUUUUCCCGAUUGAUCGCUUCCUCGCCGUUGUGUGUGAUUUUUCCUCGCGGUUAUUUUACGAGAGUGCGUUUUUUCGUUCCGCGAGACGUGACGUGCGUGACAGAAGUACGCAGUACGCCGCCGACAGUGAAAACACUUGCUUACAGUUGUGCACACAAUACGAGACCGGCGUCCAUUUUUGUUUUGCGAGGGUGCCGUACUUUCACCUGUGAAACGAGCCGCUGUAAAAGUGUGUCCAACUCCCCCGAUGAUCAGCAGGAGACAAGAAGCGACAACGAUUCUCAGGUGAUCCGCUCCAAGUUUCUCUCCUGCAACGAUGAAGCACGAGUUUCAGCACCGUCCUCGCGAUCAUCAUCAGCCUUACCAGCAGUCUACCUCAGGCCCGUUAACAUCAGAAUGCUGAAGGAGGUUGGCUGCGGCGGAGGCACGCCACCAGCUGCGGACGGGGCUCGUGGCAACCCCGAGGCCGGUGGCGGCAACCACGACUCCUCGACGACGGUGUCGCAGCCCUCCUCGGGUCCGUCGCUUGCCUGCGGUGGCUGCGGACGCGAAAUCGCCGAGCGAUGGUACCUCAGGGCUGCAGAUAGGCCGUGGCACUGCGGCUGUCUCAGGUGCUGCCACUGCAGACUACCGUUGGCCGCUGAGCUCACCUGCUUCGCCAGGGAUGGAAAUAUUUACUGCAAGGAGGAUUACUAUAGGCUGUUCGCGGUGUCGAGGUGCUCGCGCUGUCGGGCCGGCAUAUCCGCGACGGAAUUGGUCAUGCGAGCCAGGGACCUGGUCUACCACGUGGCCUGUUUCACGUGUGCCUCCUGUGGCACGCCGCUCAACAAAGGCGACCAUUUCGGCCAGAGGGACGGACUCGUUUACUGCAGGCCGCACUACGAGCUAAUCUGCUGCGCGACGGACUACGGCAGUACCUCUGGUAGUGUCGAGGACCUCGGCUCUCCCGGAGUGUCGCCCUUGCCGGGUUACUACAGCGCGGCAGAGCAGAGCCCGAUAGCUGCCGGAGGAGGUGGCGGAGCUCAGAAGGGUCGGCCCAGGAAGAGGAAGCUGUCGGAAGUCACGGGCUCGGAACUGCCCGUGACGAUGAGACUAGCAGCAGGUGCACUUGAGUUGCUUCAUCCUACGGAGCUGUCCUCGUCGAUGGAGUCCUUGGCGGCUUACGACGCAUCGGUGGGUUCACCUGGUGGUCCUGUUCAUCAGAAUCAGAGGACCAAGCGCAUGCGCACGAGCUUCAAGCAUCACCAGCUCCGGACCAUGAAGAGCUAUUUCGCCAUUAAUCAGAAUCCCGACGCCAAGGAUCUCAAGCAACUCGCGCAGAAGACUGGCUUGUCGAAGAGGGUUCUGCAGGUCUGGUUCCAAAACGCCCGAGCAAAGUGGCGACGCAACAUGAUGCGCCAGGAAGGAGGUAACUCGGGGGGUGGUGGUGGCAGUGUAGGGGGUUGUCCUGGAACCCCAGCUUCUUCCAGUACCGGAGGUGGUUCCCCGGCCGGUUUGGGCGCCGGAGGCCCUGGUCUUCUCGCCGACAGCAAUAGUAUGCCCUCGACCUCAAUGGAGGAACUGCAUGCACUGCAUCACCUUCACUCGACCCAGGUCUCUUUCUCCGAUCUCUACUGACACCGAUUUCACGCCGACAAAGACUACGUUGGCUGAAGUGCGCGAAAAUCGUGGGCAGAGGAUUUAUAGGGUCGAAGUAGCUUUUUUUUGAAAAUUUUACGGAUGAUGAUUUUGUGGGUUUCAUUGUUUCAGGGAAUCACUACUGCUUCAUCGAAGCGUGGAAAAACUGUAGAUAAUCUUGUCAAGGGUGAAAUGAUGCAAAUUACGCGUGUUUCUUAAUUAUUGACACACAUCCGAUUAUGGACCAAAUUUCAAUUCUUCAAAUUUUUUUCUUUUUAAGAUAGAUACUUCUUCCUACGCUAAUGUUGCCCACUGUAUCCACAAAAAGAAAGAACCAAACGAAGACUGAGACAGCAAUGCCAGAGAUUUUUAUCACGAGUACGGCGAGGUUUGAUACCAUCAUCAGUAUUACUUGAACUCGAUUGGAGAUUUAAGAGAUUCUUGUAUAGUUUUGCCAAUCCGUGUCAAACUCAAUCUCUUAUUCCACUAUCAUUUUUUGCAGUUAAAUUUUAUUGAAAAUCGAGGAAAGAGCAUCGAAGCUAGGCACUGUUUAACAUUAACGUACUCUCUUCGCAGAGUCAAAGUGAUGAUGAAUAUAGUUCCAUGCAUAUCCGAAUUACCAAAGGCUUAGGUGAUAGUUUUUCGUAUAUAAAUAUAAUAAGAGUACGAUGCCACGCAGUCGGCGCGGCAGUGUAGAUACUUUUCUAAUCAUCAUGGAUUUUUUAGCAAUGUGCCAACUUGAAAGAGGACGAAUUAGUAUAACAAUUAAUUAUAUACAUAGAGUGUGCGUGUACGGAAAGCAAACAAAAUUGUAGUGUUCGUGCAUGCUGUUUAACUGUAGUGGGCCAAAAACGUGCAAGGUAUGUACAUCGAAAAAGGUAUGGAGAGGAGCGCGCGUAUAAUCUGAUUUAUCGAUGUCGGCGUCUUGUAAAUAUUAGCGAACAUCAUAGAUGACUAAAUGCUUACAUGCAGCUUCGUGCGACCGUCGCCCGUUUGCUAUCAUUCCUAAUAUACCUUACGUUCAGUCGCAUAAUUCUUUUUGGCGAAAUUUAUUCGAAUCGAAUGUGAAUAAAUUAGUGUAACUCUCCGUUAGUAUAAAUGUUUUUAGUAUAUAAGGGUGGAUUUGUAAAAUAUUGUAGCGCGAUGCAAUAUAACCAAUUAUUUCGAAUUUGAAAAAUUUAUUUAUUGUCGAUAUGGCAUAGUGGAGUCGAUGCAGACUUUUUGAAGAUUAUACUUUGUGCAUUACUAACGUUACAUGUUAUAGAUCAGGAAUACGUGGCAGAGCAAAUAUUGCUACAAUGCUAAAAUAAAGGUAUUCAGAACAUGGAA